GAUACAUCACUGUGAGUUCACUUCUUGUUUGAGUUCAUUCUGGAGCUCUAUGAGUAGCGAUCUAUGUUUUACUCGGAUUGUAAAAUGGGCUGUGAGGGAAGUGUCAUGGAGGACCCUGAUAACGAAUAUGAUUCCACAUGGGAUGAUGAGUAUGGAGAUCAGAAGCUCAGCAUGAUGAGGGUAACUAAGCAUCGGACACGGACAACACAAAGAAACCUGGUGGCUGCUAGAGAUAUGCAAAUGUUCAGGCAUAGGUGUGAAAAAAACAGACCAGUUUAUCAGCAUGGUCAAGAAUCUCGUUUACCUAAUUUGGAUUUCUAUCAGAAUAAAACUCCAUCUCGCCCUGAUGGUGUAUAUAUUGAAGAUUUUCACAAACACUGGUUUGGUGAUUACACAAAGCUGGAAAAAGUGCACUCCUACAUUCAGUGGUUGUUUCCAACUCAAGAGCCAGGGGUAAAUUAUUGUGCACAUGUCCUUACUCCAACAGAAAUUAUGCAUUUCCAUAAGGAUAACACAGUAAAGAAAAGACUGUUAAAGUCUUACAAGCUCAUGUUGGACUUCUAUGGCAUAAAACUUGUCUGUGAAACAACUGGAAAGGUGCAGUAUGCAGGAAACUGGAAAGAACGAUUUGAAAACCUAAACAGAAACACCCACAACAAUCUUCGCAUUACUCGCAUCCUAAAGUGCCUGGGAUUACUGGGCUUCCGUCACUAUCAAGCACCGCUGGUUGACUUCUUCCUCAAAGAGACCCUGGUGCAUGGCAACCUUCCCCAAGUCAAGCAGAGCGUUAUGGACUACUUUAUCUUCACCGUUUUGGACAAGUCUGAACGAAAACAGCUGAUCAAAUUUGCCUUCUGCCAUUUUGAGCCAAAAGAGCAAUUUGUGUGGUGCCCUAUUAGGAUUCAAAGAAUGCUUUUGAAAAGAAUCACACCCAUAAUGAACCAGCACCCAUAUUCUAAACCAAGGGUGAAGGUGGCACACUCUGGAAGUCAAAAUAGUUCAAGGAACAGUAAGGUACCAAAUGCAGGCCAAAGUAAAAUAGAUCCUAGGAACGCUCAUCGUUCAGCACAGAACUAUAACGGGAAUAACAGAGUGCAGAGUCAUAGAACUAGAACAUGAGUGACCAGUAUGAACUGGUGGAUUUAAUUAUGGUGGCAAACUUGCCAGUAUAAGCAACUCAACAAACUCAAUAUGUACAGUAAAAACUAAUCUAUUUUAGGUGUCAUUUAUUUGCUUAGCACACAGUUAAGCUAAUGUUAGCUCACAUGAAUUCAAGCUUGUUUGUCCACUAAUUUUUAUCCUUUAGCAAACUAAUGAUAAAGAUAGAAAAUGAAAGUCAUUCCUAUGGUUACUUGUGUCCAAGUGACUUACAGUAACACCUCCUGACAGACAGUGUGUCUAACCUGUGAGCUAGCAUUAUCCUGUGUACAACAGCGGUCGUGAUUACCAUAUUUAUAACAAAACUCCAUGUGAAUGGUGCACUUCAGUUAUAUCAACAAGCUGUGAUGCAAUGGUGAAGUUUUUCAGUAUGCUGAAACCAAUGGUUGUUUAGAUAACAGUCAACACUAACUGUAAUUGCAGUGCAGUUUUAGUCAUAGGGAGCCUUUUUUAAAGAAUGAAAUAUUAUCUGAGGGAAUUAUUUCCUAUUGUUUGGUAUCAUUUUGAAUCUCACUGUCUCUUUACACUGUGUGAAUAAAAGACUUAGCUGUGUAGCAAUGUAGGUGUUGAAUUGGGAUAGAGCACAUUCACCUUUGAUUUGAUGGCUUAAACUAUUUUUACAAACAAUAUUUGUACUAUGAAAAAAGAAAAUGCCCCUUUAAUUAGAAGGUAGAGUAAGAUCUGCAAAUAAACAAUUUUAGCCAAAGCUAUGCAUAGAAGAAUAAUUACUUGUCCAAUUUUGAAAAAAAAUGGCAUUGAGUCAUUUGGGAGUGGAUUACUGGCGAGCUGAACCAAAUGAUGACUCACUGAAAAGGAGAAUUUGCAUCACUAUCAGAAAGCAAAACAUAGCCUAUAUGUCACACACACACACACACACACACACACACACACACACACACAGUGGUAUUGUAAUUAAACAGUAAAUGAAAAGAUGCAAGUCUUUUCAAAUACCUAACACUGUACUGUUUUUUUUUAUUAUUAUUAUAAUUAUUCAUUCAUUAUACGUGGUAGUGAAGAGCUGUUAGAGUGAACUGUUUACACUCUAAGUGCAGUGUAUUUUUUGUGCACUAAUAUCAAAACAAUAUUUUGAUAGACAGUGUAUCAAACUCUGGAGAAGUUCUAUGAUCACACUACAGUAUUUCUAUUGAAUGAGUAAAAGGGGACUGAGAAGCUGGAGAGAUGAGAAAAGAAGAACAGAGGACAGAGAUGAAAAAAGAUGGAAUAGAGAAAUAAAAUGAAUGCUAUUAAUUACUGUAGAUUAGUUAUAUUAAAAUAAACAAUAAACUAAUUUUAUGUACUAACAAUAGUCAUGAGUUCUUCCAGAAGGGACCUUU
This is a messenger RNA of Ictalurus punctatus (channel catfish), 2492 nucleotides long. Its product is annotated as opioid growth factor receptor-like protein 1. Gene Ontology annotation, molecular function: opioid growth factor receptor activity. Bases 64 to 1119 code for a protein of 351 amino acids. Lineage: Eukaryota; Metazoa; Chordata; Actinopteri; Siluriformes; Ictaluridae. The record is from RefSeq and is a predicted model, not a curated record. Gene Ontology annotation, cellular component: membrane. The transcript has 8 exons.